Messenger RNA from Naegleria gruberi, 1074 nucleotides. RefSeq lists its product as uncharacterized. The record is from RefSeq and is a predicted model, not a curated record. Gene Ontology annotation, biological process: nucleocytoplasmic transport; activation of GTPase activity. The transcript has a single exon. Lineage: Eukaryota; Heterolobosea; Eutetramitea; Acrasida; Naegleriidae. Gene Ontology annotation, molecular function: GTPase activator activity; small GTPase binding. Gene Ontology annotation, cellular component: perinuclear region of cytoplasm; nucleus; cytosol. The coding region runs from base 1 to 1074 and encodes 357 amino acids.
AUGAGCAAACGUACAACAAGCCAUGAUCCGCUCAGCAACCAAUCAAUGGAUUUAAAAAAGAAGAAACUCUCCCAUCAAGAAAAUAUCUUCUCAGAUGACAUUCUUUAUGACAUUUUGUCAUUUCACAAAAAUGAUUUUCCAUUUAUUGUAAUGAAUUGUGCGUUGGUUUCAAAACAGUGGUCAAAUGUCAUUUUAGAAAGAUUGAAAGUGGAAUUGAGUUGUGGAAAUGACAAGAAAGUGAAUGGUCAAUUUUUACAAAAUGUCGAAACUUUUCACAUGAACAUCAAUGUAUUUGUCAAGAGUUUCGAAUGUGAAAGGUUUAGUUUGUUUAAACAAUUAACAAAGCUUGAUAUUGCUUAUGAAUUAGAAGAUCCUGAUUAUUUGGACCAUCUAAGAGAACAAGAUUAUGAAGAAUACCAAAAAUACCUCCAAUUUACUCACAAAAUUGGUAAAACGGGAGCAAAAUAUAUUGGUGAUCAAUUGAGACAGUUGACUUAUCUCAAUAUUGGUAAUAAUGAUAUUGGAGAUGAAGGAGCCAAGCACAUUAGUCAAUUGAAACUCUUGACUUUUCUUGAUGUUUAUGAAAAUCGAAUUAGCAAUGUAGGACUUGUCAAUUUCAGUAACGAAUUGCAACAUUUGACACAUCUUAAUAUCAAUUCCAAUUAUAUUUUCUCAGAUGAUGCAAAAUUAUUAAUUGAAAUGAAACAAUUAACUCAUCUCAAUAUUGGUGAUAAUUCUCUUCAAGAGGAAGGUGCCAAAUGGAUUAGUGAAAUGAAGCAAUUGAAAUAUCUCAAUAUUUCCAGAAACCUUAUUAGAAGUGAAGGCAUGAAAUAUAUUUGUGAGUUGACAAAUUUAACAACUCUCAACGUUUCCCAGAAUAGUAUAAAAGAUAAAGGGAUAGAGAAAUUACCAAAUUUGGAAAAAUUGACCGAGCUCAAUAUUAGUUACAACAAUAUUAGUAACAAAGGAGCUAAAUUGAUCAACGAGUUGAAACAAUUGACUUUUCUUGAUAUGGACUGCAAUGAAGGAGGUGAUAUGAAAGGAUUCAAAAUUACUAUUGCACUUAAAAAUUGA